GCAGGAGGCGGGGCGAAGCCGGCAGCGGGCGGGAGCGCAGUAGAGGAGAGUCGGGCGCCGGGCGGAGCUUCGGCCCGCCUCUGCCCGGCUGGUGGCCGGCUGCGGCUUCCUUCCUUAGCGGCUUCCUCGCGAGGCAGCUUCCUUUAAGACAUAUCCCAGAUUCACCAGGCGCGUCCCUUCUGCAAACAUAGCUGCACUCUGACCGCUGGAAACCUGUAUCAACUUUGGGGGAAGAAGCAGCAUCUAGCCUGUGGACAGCAAGCUGAAGAAUUUGUUUCCUGUGCAUUGAAGCGCUAAUCUUUUCACCGCUGUCCACCCAGACGGAUGUUAUUACCUCAUUAAAGACGAAGCUGGGGCGCAGAGAGGCUUAGAGACAGGAUCUUCGGCUGGGAAGACUGUACCCAAGUGCCAGCGAUCCUGGCCCAUUAGGCCUGGAAAGAGACAACCAUUAGAUCGAGGAGAUGUGUCUUGUCCAGCCUGGUUUCCCCUUGGCCCUGGGAAACUAAGGUGGACCUGGGAGGAACUUGGUCCCCUCCUGUAGACCCAUGGCUCACCGGCGAAAGAUACAGCUGUUGACAUGGGACGUGAAGGACACGCUGCUCAGGCUCCGCCGGCCUGUAGGAGAGGAAUACGCCGCCAGGGCCCAGGCCCACGGGCUGGAGGUGGAAGCCACAGCCCUGGAACGAGCCUUCAGGCAGGUGUUCAAGGCUCACAGCCGCAGCUUCCCCAACUAUGGCCUGAGCCACGGCCUCACUGUCCGCCAGUGGUGGUGGGAUGUGGUCCUGCAGACCUUCCGUCUAGCGGGUGUUCGGGAUGCCCAGGCUGUGGGCCCCAUUGCUGCCCAGCUGUACAAGGACUUCCGCAGCCCCUGCUCCUGGCAGCUGUUGGAGGGGGCGGAGGCCACCCUGAGGGAAUGCCGGAAACGAGGCCUGAGGCUGGCAGUGAUCUCCAACUUCGACCAGCGACUAGAGGACAUCUUGGUGGGUCUUGGUCUGCAGGAACAUUUCGACUUUGUGCUGACCUCUUGGGCUGCUGGCUGGCAAAAGCCGGACCCCCGCAUUUUCCAUGAGGCCUUGCGGCUUGCUCAGGUGGAACCAGCGGUGGCAGCCCAUAUUGGGGAUAGUUACCACAAUGAUUAUGAGGGGGCACGGGCUGUAGGCAUGCACAGCUUUCUAGUGGUUGGCCCGGGGUCUCUGGAUCCUGUGGUCAAAGAUUCUGUGCCCCAAGAACAUAUCCUCCCCUCACUGCCCCAUCUGCUGCCUGCCCUUGACCGCCUGGAGGGCUCAUCCACAGGGCAGUGAGGCUGGUGAGGGAAGUGGCUGGGCCCGACAGACCCUGGAGACAGGGAGCCCUUUACUCUCUCCCUGCAGCCUCCCUAGUGCAUUCUGACUCUAAUGCAGUCAGUGUCUUAUUUUAUGGAGAAAAGGUAAUGGACUUUUUGGCCAGCCCAAUACUUUCAAGCUUUGUUUUAGCAGCAGGGCUAUUUUGUUGUGGGAGAUCUUAAGUGGAACCCCAAUGUGCAAACCAGGAAAAGAACGAGAAACUGCUAGCGUUGAGGCACAGGUCCUAGGGCCCCUCAUUCAGGCCCUGAGGCUUCUACAAGUCCCUGUACCUCAACCUACAAAGCCCUUCCUCCACUGACUCCUGCCUACCCCAAGCACCAGACUCCUUGCCCUGCCUCAGGACCUUUGCACUUGUUCUUUCCAGUGCCAGGGGCACUUAACCACCUCAUUUUCCUACACAGUCAUUCUUCAGAUCCCUCCUGAAAGUUCACACAGCCAGGAGGUCCUCUGACAAAGACCAGAUGAGGUUCUCAGAUUGAUAACCUCGUGGUUCAUGCUGAAUUCAUUAAACUUAAGUGUUUGUGUA
Molecule: messenger RNA, 1869 nt
Organism: Phyllostomus hastatus (greater spear-nosed bat)
Lineage: Eukaryota; Metazoa; Chordata; Mammalia; Chiroptera; Phyllostomidae
Gene: HDHD3
Product: haloacid dehalogenase like hydrolase domain containing 3
Exons: 3
Coding region: 546-1301 (251 amino acids)
Source: RefSeq, a predicted model, not a curated record